GAAACACAGUUCAGUGACGAACAUUACAGCAGUGCUGUCGCACCAAGCGCACGACAAUGAACUUCACCCUCCUGUCAGCUAUACUCUGCAUUCUCAGUUGGAUCUCUGUCUCACGAUGCGAAUUUCACGUUGUGGAGGUCCAGACCGGUGAAGAGGUCACGCUGCUGUGUACCAACUACACCAGUUCCCCCUCUUACAUAUCAUGGUUCAGACUGAAAAACGGAUCCAACACCAGCCUCAUCUCCUCCAUGCUCUCCCUUGAUACAGUUUCAUCGUACUUCGAUGGGUUUGAAGAAGAAAAGUUCAGCAUGACGUCCAACGUCAGUAACGUCUUUCUCCAAAUCAAACAAGUGGAUUUAUCUGACUCUGGACUCUAUAUAUGUGGCUAUAACGUGGGCACCGACUCCAGAAAAUCCCCAGCAGUUUACAGUGCUACGUAUUUAAAGGUGAAAGGUUUUGGAGACGGGACCAAGCUGGAGUUUGAUGAUGAGGUGGACUGGCUGGUGGUUUUCUUGAGUGCGACCUCAGCAAUCACCACCCUGCUGAGUGUUCUACUGUCUUUCUCAAUAUGCAUGAUGAGGGUUACAGAUCCCCAUGCUCCAUCCUCCAAAAUAAAUGCAAAGGAUGAGCAGAGUGAAGACGACCCCUGCUACAUUGCUCACAGGGAGAUACAGAUGAACAGAUCCAGAGGACAGAGGGAUGAUACCUGGAGUGAAUGUGUGUACUUGAGUGUGAGGCAGUAGAGCUGGACACCUUCUGUAUUUGUCUCUGUGUUUAAUCACCACAUGAUGUCUUUACUGACAUCAGAACAGUCCUGUAAAGUAGAUCUUUACCUCCGUGUGA
Pleuronectes platessa (European plaice) is the source of this 843-nucleotide messenger RNA. RefSeq lists its product as uncharacterized. The transcript is spliced from 6 exons. The record is from RefSeq and is a predicted model, not a curated record. Bases 57 to 743 code for a protein of 228 amino acids. NCBI's taxonomy places the organism in Eukaryota, Metazoa, Chordata, Actinopteri, Pleuronectiformes, Pleuronectidae. Gene Ontology annotation, biological process: response to bacterium.